UGCUGGGUGUAGGGGGUCCCGGUCUGUACAGGUCUGCAGGAGCAGGGCUACAGACGGUCUCCGGUCGAGGUUUUCCCACAGGCCCAGGUUUGUGGAGGAUCCGCAGCAUGUUGCAGCUUCAGCUCGUGGUUCUGCUCGCUCUGCAGGUGUUUACCUGCGCUCAGGAGGACGGGCCCCUGGUGGGUGGGGCCCUGGUUGAUGUCAGCCUCCCGGAGCUCAGCGACGUCUGCACUGAGGGUAGCUGUUACCCGGCAACAGGAGACCUUCUGAUUGGCCGAGAUCAGCAGCUGUUGUCCACCUCCACUUGUGGUCUGAACCUACCUGAACCGUUCUGCAUUGUCAGCCACCUACAGGAGGAGAAGAAGUGCUUUCUGUGCGACUCGUCGGUGCCGUACAAUGAGCGGGCCAAUCAGACGAGCAGCCAUCGUAUCGAGAAUGUCGUCACCACGUUUGCUCCAAACAGACUGAAGACCUGGUGGCAGUCUGAGAAUGGGCUGGAGAAUGUCACCAUCCAGCUGAACCUGGAGGCAGAGUUUCACUUCACACACCUCAUCAUGACCUUCAAGACAUUUCGUCCUGCUGCCAUGGUGAUCGAGCGGUCGGCUGACUUUGGGAAGACGUGGCAGGUUUACCGUUACUUCGCCUACGACUGUGAGACGUCCUUCCCAUCGAUUUCCAAGGGUCCAAUGAGGAAGGUCGAUGAUGUCAUCUGUGACUCGCGUUACUCCGACAUCGAACCAUCUACUGAGGGAGAGGUCAUUUUUAGAGUUUUGGACCCGGCAUUCAGGAUCGACGACCCCUACAGCCCCAGAAUCCAGAACAUGCUGAAGAUCACCAACCUGCGGGUGAAGUUCACCAAGCUGCACACGCUCGGAGACAACCUGCUCGACUCUCGUAUGGAGAUCAAAGAGAAGUAUUACUACGCUGUCUACGACAUGGUGGUCCGAGGAAACUGCUUCUGCUACGGACACGCCUCCGAGUGUGCCCCCGUCGGGGGAGCCAGACAGGCCAGGGAGGGCAUGGUUCAUGGUCACUGCAUGUGUAACCACAACACUAAAGGUCUGAACUGUGAACGGUGUCAGGAUUUUUACCAUGACCUUCCCUGGAGACCAGCCGAGGGACGCAACACCAACGCCUGCAAGAAGUGUAACUGUAACCAGCACUCGGACUCAUGUCACUUCGACAUGGCCGUGUUCAUGGCUUCAGGAAACAUCAGUGGGGGAGUUUGUGAUGACUGCCAGCACAACACGACCGGACACAACUGUGAACAGUGUAAACCAUUUUAUUUCCAGCACCCAGAGAGAGACAUCAGAGACCCCAGCAUCUGUCAGCCCUGUAACUGUGACCCUCUGGGCUCUCUGAACGGAGGAACAUGUGACCGGAUGACGGACGUUCGAGCCGGGCUGAUCGCUGGUCAGUGUCGCUGUAAAAUCAACGUGGAGGGAGAACGCUGCGAGCGCUGCAGGCAGGCUCAUUACGGGCUGAGCGACGAGCCCGAAGGCUGCAAAGCGUGCACCUGUAGUCCUGUGGGGACACUUCCUGGAAGAAAUCCCUGCGACAGUGAAACAGGAAGUUGCUUCUGUAAACGUCUGGUGACCGGACGAGACUGUGACCAGUGUGUGUCUGAACACUGGGGUCUCAGCAAUGAUAUGGACGGCUGCAGACCAUGUGACUGUGACCUUGGAGGAGCCAUCAACAACCGGUGUGACCAGGUGAGCGGUCAGUGUGUCUGCAGGGAUCACAUGUUCGGUCGACGCUGCGAUCAGGUCGAGUCCGGUUUCUACUUCAUCGCUCUGGAUCACUACACAUACGAGGCCGAGGAUGCGAAGUUUGGCCCUGGAGUGACAGUGGUCCCCAGGCCACACCCUCGUGACCGCACUCCCACCUGGACAGGUAUCGGCCUGGUCAAUGUCCCCGAGGGGGCCUUCCUAGAGUUUUCUGUGGACAACGUCCCUCACUCCAUGGAGUAUGACAUCCUCAUCCGCUAUGAGCCUCAGCUGCCUGACCAAUGGGAAGAGGUCCUGAUGACCGUGAUGAGGCCUGGACCAAUCACAGCAGACAGCCGCUGUGUUAACACCGUUCCCGAUGACGACAACCAGAUGAUCUCACUUCACCCUGGCUCACGGUACGUGGUCCUUCCCAGACCAGUUUGCUUCGAAUCUGGUUUGAACUACACAGUUCGCCUGAGUCUGCCGCUCUACUCUGCCGUCAGCGAUGUCCAAUCUCCGUACACGCUCAUCGACUCGAUCGUACUGAUGCCUCACUGUAAGAGCCUGGAAAUCUUCUCAGCCUCAGAGGGAGGAGACUCCAGUGGGAACAGCGGCUGGGAAAUGUUCCAGCGUUAUCGUUGUCUGGAGAACAGCCAGAGUGUCGUCAAAACGCCGAUGACAGACAUCUGCAGAAACUUCAUCUUCAGCAUCUCCGCCAUGUUGCACCAGGGAGCCAAAGAAUGCCAGUGUGACCCUCAGGGCUCCCUAAGCACUGUGUGUGACCCCAGCGGGGGCCAGUGUCAGUGUCGCCCCAAUGUGGUUGGCAGGAACUGUGACCGAUGUGCUCCAGCUACGUUCCAGUUUGGACCCAACGGCUGCAGAGCCUGUGCAUGCGACCCUCAGGGUUCGCAGAAUCCAUUUUGUGAUCAGCUGACGGGGCAGUGCAAUUGUGUUUCGGGAGCGUAUGGUCGACAGUGUGACCGAUGUCUGCCGGGUCACUGGGGUUUCCCUGCCUGUCGACCAUGCUCCUGCAAUGGACACGCCGACGAUUGUGACCCCAGCAACGGGCGCUGCAUCGCCUGCAGGGACCACAGCACCGGACACAGCUGUGACAGGUGUCUGGAUGGUUACUAUGGCAACCCACUGUUGGGAUCAGGUGACCACUGUCGACCCUGCAUGUGUCCCGAUGGCCCCGGCAGUCUGCGGCAGUUCGCAGGAAGUUGCUACCGUGGCAAUGACUCCCAGCAGGCCAUCUGUGUCUGCAACAGCGGAUACAAAGGUAGCCGCUGUGACGAGUGCUCACCUGGUUACUAUGGAAACCCUGGGGAGGCAGGGGGGCAGUGUCAGCCCUGUCAGUGCAACAACAACAUUGACAUGUUUGACCCGGAGUCCUGCGACGCCCGAACCGGCGAGUGUAUGCGCUGCCUGCACCACAGCGAGGGCGCCGCCUGCCAGAGCUGCAAACUGGGUUACUAUGGCAAUGCCCUGCUGCAGGACUGCAGGAAGUGUGUGUGUAACCAGCUGGGCAGUGACCCCUCCAGCUGUCCAUCAUCCGGCAACUGUCACUGCGACCGCAGCAGCGGUCAGUGUCACUGCCUCCCAAACGUGAUGGGUCAACACUGUGACCGCUGUGCGCCCGACACCUGGAACAUGGCGAGCAAGCGCGGCUGUCAGACCUGCGACUGCAACCCCAAACACUCGUACGGGACGUCCUGCAACGAGGUCAGUGGCCAGUGUUCCUGUCAGCCAGGCUUUGGAGGAAGAACGUGCAGCGAGUGUAAAGAGCUGUUCUAUGGAGACCCAGAGGUCAAAUGUCAUGCAUGCGACUGCGACCCUCGUGGUGUUUCUCAGUUGCAGUGUAACAAAGUCAGCGGUCACUGCGUCUGUGUGGAAGGUGUGUCUGGGCCACGCUGUGAUGUCUGCGCCCGUGGAUUCUCAGGGACCUUCCCCGACUGCCACCGCUGUCACCAGUGCUUCGCUGAGUGGGACAACGUCAUCGGUCAGCUGACCAAUCAGACGCACCGCCUUGCCAACAAGGUCAACGCCAUCAAAGCCAGUGGAGUCAGCGGACCAUACAAGAAGUCCAUUGACAGCAUGGAGAGGAGCGCUGCAGAGAUCCGGGUCCUCCUGGACCAGAAUCCAGCCUCACAACCACUGACCGAUAUCCAGCACCUCCUGCAACAGGCCAGUGACCUGAUGGGGACCCUAAACCAGAUGUUGAACCUCACAGAACAGACUCUGGUCCAGGUGGAGGACCAGCACUCUGCUGCAGAAACUAAACUGGACUCUGUGACCUCGGAUGCUCAGAAACUGGAGCGGACGGUUCAGGAGCUGCUGGAUCAGGUCGAGUUCAUGAAGAACUCUGACAUCAGAGGGGCAACAGACAGCAUCACAAAGUACUUCCUGCAGUCUCAAGCAGCUGAGGCUCAAGCAAACGCCUCCACCUUCGAUGCCGGCAGCCCAGUGGAAACCUCCGCCACUCUACGGCGACUCACAGAGGACAGACUGAACCAAACCAGAGAGGAGUUCCUGAGGAGACAGACCGAGCAUGCUCAGAACCUGGAUGACCUGGCAGGGGAGCUGCAGAAUCUGGACCUCUCGGAGAUCAGCCACAAGAUCUGUGGCAGUCCCUCACCAGGCCAGGACUCAUGCUUGUCCUCUUCCUGUGGAGGUCUGGGCUGUGUGGACUCUGAGGGUCAAACCAGGUGUGGAGGUGAGGGCUGCGACGGCGUGGUGACAAAGGCCGACAGCGUCUGGAGGAAAGCUCAAGAGUCUGAACAGGAAAUCAUCGGCGCCAUGGAGGAAGUGGAGAAACUGUCCAAGAUGGUGUCAGAGGCCAAGCUGAAGGCAGACGAGGCCAAGCUGAGCGCUCAGGACGUCCUGAUGAAGGCCAACAGAACCAAGCAGAGAGUGGACCAGAGCAACGAGGAGCUGAGACACCUCAUCAGACAGAUCAGGGACUUCCUCACACAGGAUGCUGCAGACCUGGAGAGCAUCGAGCUGGUGGCUAACGAGGUCCUGGCCAUGCAGAUGCCGACCACACCAGCUCAGCUGCAAAACCUGACCGGCGAGAUCCGGCAGAAGGUGGGAGAACUAGGGCAUGUGGAGACCAUCCUGCAGCAGAGCGCCAACAACAUCCAGAGGGCCGAGAACCUGCUGGACCAGGCCCGCAGAGCCAGUGAGGAGGCAGCCGAUGUGAAGGACUCUGCAGAGAAGGUGAAGCGAGCUCUGGAAGAAGCCCAGAGAGCUCAGACGGCCGCCAGCAGCGCCAUCCAGCAGGCUGCCGCCAACAUCCAGAGCACCAGCGCCCUGCUGACCUCCGUGGAGUCGGAGACAGCAGAUGCGGAGCUUAAGCUGAGCAACACCUCCCAGAGGCUGCAGAGGCUCGAGCAGGGCGUAACACUGCUGAAGGUCAAAGCUCUGAACGUCACGCUGAGCACUGAACAGACCAAUCAGGACGUGGCGAGCAUCAGGAGGAUCACUGAGGAGGUGAAGAAGGACCUAGACUCGGACCUGAAGGAUAAGUACGCCACAGCGGAGCGGCUGAUUGGUCAGAAGGCAGGGGGGGUGGCCGAUGCCAAGAAGAGGGCAGAGUCAUUGCAGCAGGAGGCUAAAGAGCUUCUGCUGCAGGCCAGUGACAAGCUGCAGCUACUCAAAGAUCUGGAGAAGUCGUAUGAGGAGAACCAGCGGACUCUGGAGCGGAAGGCGGAGCAGCUGGUGGAGCUGGAGGCUGAGGUGAAGGAGCUGCUGCAGGAGAUCAGCCACAAGGUCACCGUCUACAGCACGUGUCUGUUCUAGGUUCACAGGUCACAUUCACUUUAAACUGAAUCUGUGAUGUCAAAUCUGACUCGCUGACUUUGUCUCAGCAGCCAAUCAGAAGCCAGAGCAGUUUCCUUUGUGUCGUGAAACAAUCAGAGAAGAAAAAGAACAAAAGCUAAUGGUUUUCAUCCCAAAAUAAGAUUCUUUUAAUGAAGCCAAAGACUUUUUCUUUUUAGAUGUAACCAUCUUCAGCUAAUUUCCAAACUGUACACAAAGAGCUGCAGUUUGAGGAAAUGAACAAAUGAAUAAAACAGUUUGAUCCUAUAAGAGUUGAGAAAUGUGUUCUCUCAAAAUAAGUUGGAAGCAGCUGAUUAAUGAAUUCAAUUGUCUUGCUUAUCAAAUGAUAACUUGAAGAGGACAUUUGUUAAACAUUAAAAUUCAGCUGCUUUAAACAUUUAAAAUUUUGAGUAGAAUGUCGUGAAUGUAAUAAAAUCAAAGCAACCAAUUGUUGAUGAUUUGAUUCUAGUUUAAUCAGAUGUUUAAUGUAGUUACAAAGUGAAUGUUUGAACCGUGUGACUGCAACAGCUUUAUUUUUUUAUGUGUGGUCAAAACUUUGAGCCCCAAAUGAUUUUUAAUAAAAACUUUCAUUUAAAAAUCGCACAGUUUGCUGCCUUUGACAGUCCACGACCCUGAGUACAACCCUGUAUUACAUCAUUUAAAAUUGUAUUAUUUUUAUGUUAGAGUGUAUGGUUUGUAAAGUCAUGUAUAAUCAGGUUAGACUACAGUGAAAACAGUACAACCUCUGUAGAACAAAAGCCAGUUUGCCUGUUACCGCUGCAGUAACAGUGACUGCACCUGUGACAAGCACCACAACCGUCUCAGGUUUGGUCUGGGU
Molecule: messenger RNA, 6363 nt
Organism: Monopterus albus (swamp eel)
Lineage: Eukaryota; Metazoa; Chordata; Actinopteri; Synbranchiformes; Synbranchidae
Gene: lamb1a
Product: laminin, beta 1a
Exons: 33
Coding region: 108-5507 (1799 amino acids)
Biological process (GO): basement membrane assembly; axon guidance; cell migration
Cellular component (GO): laminin trimer
Molecular function (GO): structural constituent of synapse-associated extracellular matrix; integrin binding
Source: RefSeq, a predicted model, not a curated record